Messenger RNA from Candida dubliniensis CD36, 468 nucleotides. RefSeq lists its product as uncharacterized. The record is from RefSeq and is a predicted model, not a curated record. The transcript has a single exon. The coding region runs from base 1 to 468 and encodes 155 amino acids. Lineage: Eukaryota; Fungi; Ascomycota; Pichiomycetes; Serinales; Debaryomycetaceae.
AUGACUAUAUUUAUAAGUUCAACGAAUGUGCCAUUGGGAUAUAUAGUACCGCAAUUCCCAUCGUUAUUCUGGCCAGUGGGUUCAACAAGACCAUCAUAUUUGAAUUCAUAUUUGUAUUAUUCCUGGGAUAUAUGGAGAUUCACCGUGUUUUGGUCGCUUCUUCUAUCUGGAUCAUUUUACUUGAUUGUCGGUAUAAUUGCCUCUAUGAGUAGUUUUACAAAUAAAUUUAGACAUAACCUAAAGUUUGGGAAACGAGAUAUGUUAGCGUGUGUAUUUAUUGUUGUGUUUUACGUAUUUGCAGGACUACUAAAAGGGUUUAUUGGUGGUGCUAUUAUUGGAGUAAUCAUAGCUGCUAUUUAUCAAGCAGGAUCAUUGACAAUGAGUACAUGGAUACCGUUAACCUGGGCUAUGAUACAAGUACUUUAUGAUAUUGUUUCGUCAUAUCUGACAAGUCAAAUCAUUCUUUAA